Messenger RNA from Trematosphaeria pertusa, 1460 nucleotides. RefSeq lists its product as uncharacterized. NCBI's taxonomy places the organism in Eukaryota, Fungi, Ascomycota, Dothideomycetes, Pleosporales, Trematosphaeriaceae. The coding region runs from base 177 to 1151 and encodes 324 amino acids. The record is from RefSeq and is a predicted model, not a curated record. The transcript is spliced from 2 exons.
AUUGGUUUGGGCACAAGUGGACGGCGACACUGCUCGAUCCAUGUCGGCCCGCAUGCACGAGGUCGUUUUGAGAAGGCUGCGGAGGGGAAGCCCAGGUGACGAAACAGCAAGCCAAACAGCAGGUGCCCUGGUGGUUGGGAUCCGGUGGAGUGUCUGUAGGACACUGACUCGGAACCAUGGCGACAGGCGAGAGCGGUUCAACGCUUGCCCCGGCAAGUUGGGAGCGGGCUUGGCUGCUUGCGGGAAGCGUAGACGAGCGCUCAGCCAGCGGCAGCGCGAGUGGCGCGGCCGCCAACAGGCUGGAACUGUGCGACCCCAGAUGUCAGCCACAAGUGGUGCAGGCCGUGGUCCGCUGGUCGGGGACCCCGCUGCCUCACUUGAUAUUGCCCGACCCGGGUGCAUUCUCCCUGAAUACACGCUGCCUCUGCCGACAGUGUAUCGCGUGGGAUGGGGGUGGAGCGUCGCUAUUUUUGCAGCGCGCGCAUGGCAGCCGGAGGGGAGUGCGAAGGGAGGCAGACGGCGCCAGCAACGAUGGCGUAAUCAUUGGCCAGCACGCUGGAUGGCCAUCCGGAGCGGCUCUUUCCAAGUGCCAGUCCAGUCCCCCAACGGCCGCCCUGCGACGCCGCGGCGGCAGCAGCAGCAGCAGAGGCAGCAGUCGAAACAGAGUCGCAUUCUCGAGGCACGCGCGAGCAGAGCCGUGUGCGGAGGACUGCGCGGUACGGUGCCGGCUGAGACGUGAGGCUCAAGGCACCGCAGCAGGCUGGCCGAAGCAGGACAUCAUACACCCAUGGAUGGCUCGAAAAGGAGGACUGACUGCCGCCAAGACACACCUCGCCGACCUCUCGUUCCUCCCUGUCCACCGUCUCGAUGAUCGCUAUCUGGACGCUCGGUCCGUCCUCAAGCCUCAGCGCCGUUUGAUCGACCGCCGCCCUGUGUCGAAACCGCAACGAGCGAGUGGUGACGCUGCUGCAACUGCAACGUGCAUCGCCAUGGACGAGCGCUUGCCCUCCAUUUCAUGUCUGCGCCGACGAAGGCGUGAGUUCAGGGCACGGCGAGCGCGUCCUGUCAGGCUGGCCGCCUAUUCUUGGUCCGUCUGGGUGCUACAAGGGGCCGGACCAGGCCCGCAGACGCGUUUUGCGGCGAUAAUCUAGGUGACGCUGGGCGGGCGGAGGCUCACGCGGAGGUGCACAUUCCCGACCGGGACGUGCAGGCCACAUCCAUGGUCCCGCUCGACAUUGGCCUCCAUCCAGGAUUGCGGAACACUGAGCACGCCCGCAACACAGUUGUCAAUAAAUCGAGCUGAUGACCAGGGCCGACGAGGCCGCGAGGGCGAGCGGCCGCGAAAUGAAGCUCAUCGCGCCUCGACCCCGGACCCUGGCGGCUGUCGUCCUUGCGGCGGGCUGAAGCGCUGCUGGGGGCGUGUCUGGUUUUACACUGGCAUGGGAGGGGAAGGGCACGAC